Salvia splendens (bonfire salvia) is the source of this 1391-nucleotide messenger RNA. RefSeq names its product fasciclin-like arabinogalactan protein 21. NCBI's taxonomy places the organism in Eukaryota, Viridiplantae, Streptophyta, Magnoliopsida, Lamiales, Lamiaceae. The transcript has a single exon. The coding region runs from base 25 to 1233 and encodes 402 amino acids. The record is from RefSeq and is a predicted model, not a curated record.
AGCUCUCCCCAAAAUCCUCUCUCCAUGGCGGUUUCUCUGCGCUUCCAGCUCCCACCGCUCCUCCUCCUCCUCCUGCUAAUCUCACUCUUCAUCUCCGCCGCCUCCGAUUUCGACGGCAGCCCCUCCCCCUCCAUCUCCCCCUCCCUCUCCCCUUCCUCCGCCGUAUUCCACACUCCGACUCACACCUAUCCGCCCGCUCUCUUCGCCACAAUCCUCUCCACACUCGGCUUCCAGGAGCUCUCCUCCGCCGCCGUCACCGCCAACCUCUCCGCCACCACGCCUCUCACCAUCUUCGCCCCCUCCGACGCCUCUCUCCUCUCCUGCCCCUCCUGCUCCCUCUCUCUCCUCCUCCAGGAGCUCUCCAUCCCCGGCCUCUACCCCCUCCACUUCCUCCUAACCCUAACUUUUGGUACCAAAAUCGAGACGAUCGCUCCGAAUCGGUGCCUCACCGUCACCAGCAAUGGCAAGGACAAGGUCUUUGUCAACGGCGUCGAGAUCACCGGCCCUGACGUCUUCAACAACGGCCUCGUCGUCAUCCACGGCCUCCAAGGCUUCGUCUCGCACCUCUCGCCGCUCUCCUGCAACGUCGAGCGGAUGACGACGCUGUCGUUCCCCUCGCCGUCGCUCACCUCCGCCGCGCUGCCGUCGCUCUUCAUCAUGCGCCUGAUGCUCAAGGACGCCAUAAUCCGCCUCCGCGCCACCGGAUACAGCGUCGUCUCCCUCGCGAUGCGCGUCAAGUACGCCGAGCUCGCCGAGCUGAAGGCGAUGACGAUUUUCGCGAUCGAUGAUACCGCGAUCUUCUCCGGCGGAGGUAACGCCUACUUGUCGAACUUCCGGUUCCACGUGGUUCCGAACAGGCGGUUGACGGCGGCGGAUCUGGUGACCUUACCGACGGCGACGUCGCUACCUACUCUGGACGCGGCAAAUAACCUCGUGGUGACAACCGGUGGAGGCGGCGGACCUUCUGCACCGAUGAAGAUCAAUUACGUGAGGAUUACCACCAUAGAUCUGCUGCACAACACCAAAAUUGUGAUCCAUGGAUUGUCAUCGCCGUUUCCGCACAUGAUGCCUCAUCAGGCGUUCAAUGUAGAAGCUGGCGGUUCUUCUUCUGAGAUCCAACAAUCCGCCGCUUGUGCUCAUUUUGACUGGGAGCGUGGUAUAUGUGCUGCUGAAGCUCAAGUUCCAGCUGGAAUGCAGUCGGCGGUGGAGCUUCAAGAUAACCGUGGACUCUGAUUCAUCAGAUCUUACUGAUUUUACUUUGUAAGUGAUUCAUCUGUUCUACUGCAAUUGAUUCAUCUGAUCUGCUCAUUUUACUCUAGAAUUUUGUACGCACUCUCUCUGAAUAUCAAUUUCUCUGGUUAUGGAAUAAUAUUGAGCUCUACUUUCUUUUC